AAUGGCACAAGCUGGACCUCUACCAUCAAAAAAUUCUUUGAAUUUGUCAGAACUUCGUAGUCGGGUUUUGAUUGGCCAACUUCCUGAUGACUUUUUACGCGUUUCCAAGCCAGAAGUAGAUCCUACCAUUCCUCAAAACGUUCAAGAACAACAACAAAAUAUACCUUCAAUUCCCCAACAAGUACCCUACCAAACUUUUGGACCUGCGGAGAAUUUUUACUCUUUUGUUCCUCCACAUACUCGUGGCCGACUUUCUAUUAAAAUUGUGGAAGCAAAAUUGACCAAAAAUUAUGGACUUCCAGGUGUUCGAAUGGAUCCGUAUAUUCGAUUGAGAAUUGGACAUACUUUAUUUGAAACACCAACUUGCGUUAAUGGAGGGAAGGCUCCACAUUGGAAUCGAACAGUUAACGCUUAUUUACCUGAAGGAGUUGAAUCAGUUUAUUUGCAAAUAUUUGAUGAGCGUGCUUUCACCAACGACGAAUUAGUUGCAUGGGCACAUAUAAUUCUCCCUCAAGGAAUUUUUAAUCGUGAAGUAAUUGAUGAAUGGUAUCAACUUUCUGGACCUCAAGGAGAAGGCAAAGAAGGAGUUAUAAAUUUGGUUGUGUCUUUCUCACAAGUUCCACGUCCACAAAAUCAAGGGGAGGAAAGAGCUAUUAUUAAUGCUCCUCUGUUCACUGAAGAGGAAUUAAAUGAAUUGGCAGAAAUGUUUCCAACUAUUGAAAGAGAAGUAAUUAAACAAGUUUUGGAAGCUAAAGGAGGUGUUAAAGAAGCUGCUGUAACUGCUUUGUUAGAUAUUUGUGGCUAA
Molecule: messenger RNA, 805 nt
Organism: Meloidogyne enterolobii
Lineage: Eukaryota; Metazoa; Nematoda; Chromadorea; Rhabditida; Meloidogynidae
Source: the annotation of a GenBank genome assembly